GGUUUAAAUGUAUCUUUGAAGAGAGUAUAACAUUUAAAAAAGAUAAAUAUUUUGAUUAUUUUAUGAAGAUCUUCCAAAAACAUGUCUGAAAGUCAGUACGAUGAUUCAACAAUAAUAAGGAAGAAUGACAGUCAACUCGAAGAUACUUAUCUCCACUGUUGUGAAUAUAUCCGGCAAAAAUAUCCAGAAUUGAAAAAUCAGUUGAAAAAAGAUUUCACUAAGCUAACACCAGAAAGUAUGGCUAUGCUAGAAGUAUAUCGUACGAAAAAAGCUGAAAACUGUGCAUUGGAUAAACAAAGUAUUAGUCAAUUGUUAGAAGAGAACAAGGCCUAUGGUAGUAUAAUGGAUCAUAUUCAACCGGAGAGUUGGCAAACUGGUCUAGAAGAUUGUAUGCAUUUUUAUACUAAUCGAUGGAAAGAGUGGAUAUGUUAUCGUCUUGGUCAUGAUGAUCACGAUCGUAAUUCAAUUCGUGAAUACAAUACCCGUUUCACUUUACCAAUGGAAUUGAAAGAAUUACAAGGAUUAGGUCCAAUGGAUUAUUGUCUUCGUUAUUGUUUUUUAUCAACAAAACGUACUGGUCUUUAUCAAAGAAUCUAUUCUAAAAUGAAAGAUAAUCGUCAUAGAAAAGUUAAUUUAAAAGUAGUUAUGGAUUCAAUUCGAAAUCUUCUUGGUGGUACACUGACUAAAGAACAAGCUGAUGAACUGGCUAGCUUAUUUGAAUUAUCUGCCGAUUGUAGACCACUUACAAUGAAUGAAUUCUAUAUAUUAUGUGCUGUGGCUGAAAGAUUAUACUAUCAAAAAAAUUUACAAUCAUUAACUGAAGAAACUCAACAAAUGCUAAGAGGUCCUAUAGAAAUUGCAGAUUUCUAUAACUUCAAGCCAAGAACUGAAGGUUUAAAUCUGAGACCCUCUCUUGUACGACUAUUAGACACCAUUACAAAACAAGGUAAGUAA
Molecule: messenger RNA, 954 nt
Organism: Trichobilharzia regenti
Lineage: Eukaryota; Metazoa; Platyhelminthes; Trematoda; Strigeidida; Schistosomatidae
Source: the annotation of a GenBank genome assembly